This is a messenger RNA of Eruca vesicaria subsp. sativa (arugula), 1869 nucleotides long. NCBI's taxonomy places the organism in Eukaryota, Viridiplantae, Streptophyta, Magnoliopsida, Brassicales, Brassicaceae. The record is from the annotation of a GenBank genome assembly.
GUUCUCUCCCGUCUCUCUCACUUCGCUCUCUUUGAUGACGACGAGAUCUGAUUCCGGUGACUGUCUUGUGCAAAACCCACUAACCUCCUCAGAGAAAGCUUCGAUGUCUCUUGAAGAUUUCGCUCAAGACUCGCUAAAGGUCGUUUCUUUAUCUCCACUAGAGAAGGACUCUGUUUUAGAGAUGAUAAGCUCAAAUAAUCAUGUAAAGUCUUCUCCUUUCGCCUCUAUUCCUGAGAAAGAUAGCGAGAGUAUCCAUGAGGAAGAAGCCCAGUCUAUGGAUGUGGAUUGUUCUGGAGUCUUGCCUGUAUCUGAAGCUAACUCCUCGUUUCUUGAAACGCUACAAGAUGAUGUGCAGAAGAUGGAGGAAGAUGUUGGGUCCGUUGUUUGUAACUCCGAGAAGGGACAAGAAGAUUCCGAUGUACAGAGACUUUUGGAGGCUGAGAAGAGGAGACUGUUGGCUGAGAUCGAAACGGGAACAAUCUUCAGAAAGAAGGAAGAUUUGGAAAAGAAUGAGAAUGGCUCUAAAGAGCAGUGUCAGAAGGUGGAAAGAGUGAGAGUCAAGGACAACGCUUUUGUUGGGAAGUCUGUGAAGAUCGAUGUGGUUGAUGAUACUGCCUUGCUCAAUGUCGUUCCUUUCUGCGGCAAGAAAGGCAAAGAUCAUCAUUCCAAGAGGUCAGGAACAGCUGGACACAGUGAUGAUAGGGAAGCACCAAGGAAGCAUAAGAAAACUGGAGGGAAGCAUCAACAUGUUGAAGCAAGUGGCGAUCAGUUGCGGAUGAUGUACUCUGUGAACCAAAUGAAGUCGAUGAGGUAUGCUAACAUGGCGAAUCAGAGGAAACUGUGGAGUGACAUGUAUGCUAGGCUCCUACCUGAGCUGGUGAGUGAGUACGAAGGUCUUGUUAGCUUUAAGAAGAGUCAGAAGAGUUCAAAGUCUAGUGGCAUCGGUAUUCUCGGCACCAAAGAAGGUAUAGAUGACUUAACUCUUGAAGAAGAAGGAGAAGAAGAGGAGUACAGUGAAGAUAAUGACGAUUACAAUAGCAUUUUGAAACCUGCGUUUGCGGUGGAAGGAGAACCUGAUUUUGAAUCUGGACCACCAGAAGAUGGCUUUGAAUACUUAAGACGAGUCAGGUGGGAAGCUAAGCGUGUUCCGAAUGUAAAAGUAGCCAAGAUAGAUGAAAGCAAGUACAUAACGAAAGAGCAAAGUGUCUACAUGCCACAGAUACCUGAAAUACCCAAAUGCCCAGAGCACUUGUUACCACUCAAGGAAUGGGAAGACUCAUUGCUUUCUGACUUCUCAGACCUUCGCCUGGCUUUAUCGCUAGAUACCAACGAGUGCUGCGGAGAUGAGACCAUGCCAUCAAGUCAGUCUACAGAAUAUAUGCUAAUGGGGAUCUUCAGUACACGUCUCAACACAGUUACAGAUGAGUCAUUUGGUGUGGUGGUUUCUGAAAUACAAGGAAUGGACUCGGUGACGCGGGUAUCAAGGCUGAAAAAGCGUAUAUGUUUGGUUGAGAAGGAGAGCGGUUUACAGAGCAGUGACUGUAUAUGGGUAGUAGCAUUAUGUGCAUCAGUGGAUACUCCUUUGGAUGGUGAUACUUGUGCUUGUCUCAGGGCUAUUCUGAGAAAGUGUGCGAGUCUUCGUGCUUUAGAGGUUGAAGAUGAACAAGUUAUCAUCAUGGCUAAUAUGCUCAUCACCAUCGCAGGCAGAUAUUUUGGCCAAAUGGAAUAAGAGAACUGAUGUUGUUUCUUUGAAUCUGUCUUUGUUGAAUGAAAUUAGAAGAAGAAAUACUUAAUACUUUUCCUUUUUAUGUAUCCAUAGUUUAAUUUUAAUCCAAAUCAAACAGACCUUUUCUUCUCUUUAAUUUUUUC